This is a messenger RNA of Mugil cephalus (flathead mullet), 4990 nucleotides long. It is a transcript of the gene pkn2a, whose product is annotated as protein kinase N2a. NCBI's taxonomy places the organism in Eukaryota, Metazoa, Chordata, Actinopteri, Mugiliformes, Mugilidae. The record is from RefSeq and is a predicted model, not a curated record. The coding region runs from base 377 to 3301 and encodes 974 amino acids. Gene Ontology annotation, molecular function: small GTPase binding; ATP binding; protein serine/threonine kinase activity. Gene Ontology annotation, biological process: protein phosphorylation; signal transduction. The transcript is spliced from 23 exons.
AGCUCCUCUGGGCGGACUCUUCCACUCUAACCACCGCCUCUUUCUCCAACUGCACUGGGACAGAUUUAUGCUUCAGCUUUUUCUUUUUUCUUUUUUUUUUUUUUUUUUUUUUUUAAAUUUAUGAGCACCAGUCCACCCUCCGGGCCUCCGCUAGGACGGUGCGACCGCGCAAAAGGAGCGUGAAGACGAGAUGGGAAGACCCCUGUGCCCGAGAUGACCCGCGGUUUGGGCAAAAUAGUCUUUUUGUCGCCAGAGAGGGAAACUUGAAACAAGUCUUGUUGUUGGAGUCCACCGCCACCACCACUACCACCGCCGCCGCCGCCACCACCACCCCUCCUCUCUCCCCGUAGGAUUUGAUUCAAAGGCGAAAACCAAGAUGGCCGCCGAUUCCGUGCAGGGGGACGCCAGGGGCCAGUUGGUGGCGGAGCGCCUCGGCCUGGGACACAACCUGGACCUGUCCGACACCAUGGUCCAACAGAAGCUGGAUGAGAUCAAGGAGCAGAUCCGCCGCGAGAUCCGUAAAGAGCUAAAGAUCAAAGAAGGAGCAGAGAACCUGCGAAAGGUCACCACAGACAAGAAGAGCCUGGCUUAUGUUGACAACAUGCUGAAAAAAUCUAACAAGAAGGUUGAGGAGCUUCACCAGGAGCUACAAGAGCUCAACGCCCACAUUGUGGUCAAAGACCCUGAGGAGCUGCUAGAAUGCCCUCUGACCCCCGAUACUCCUAACAGCGAAGCGAGAAUGUGCACCAGCAGCAGCCGCCUGGCAGCCCUGAAACGGCAGAACGACAUCGAGCUCAAGGUCAAACAAGGAGCAGAGAACAUGAUUCAGAUGUACUCCAACGGGCCCUCCAAGGAUCGUAAGUUAUUAGCGACGGCCCAGCAGAUGCUUCAAGACAGCAAGACGAAGAUCGAGUUCAUCAGGAUGCAGAUCCUCAAGGCCAGCCAGGCCACCGAGCUGAGCUUCGAGAGCAACGAUAUGAUGGACAAGUCCAUCAUCAGCCCGUUAGACCUACGGGUGGAGGAGCUGUGUCACCACGCCAAGAUAGAGUCCGCGGUGGCCGAGGGAGCCAAGAACGUCAUGAAGCUCUUAGGCUCGGGAAAAGUCACAGAAAAGAGAGCACAUUCAGAGGCCCAGGCCCGUUUUAAUGAGUCCAGUCAAAAGCUCGACCUCUUGCGAUAUUCUUUGGAGCAGCGCCUCAGCGAGUUGCCUAAAAACCAUCCUCGCAGCAGCAUUAUCGCAGAAGAGUUGUCCCUGCUGUCCUCACCGGUCCUCAGUCCCAGAUCCAGCAUCAUCUCCACACAGAACCAGUACAGCACCGUGACCAAGCCUGCAGCACUCACAGGCACGUUAGAUGUCAGGCUCAUGGGCUGUCAGGAUCUUCUGGAAAACGUCCCAGGUCGUUCCAAAGCCGCCUCUGUCCCUCUGCCUGGUUGGAGCCCCAGCGAGACACGCUCGUCCUUCAUCAGUCGAGCAAAUCGAAACCGCAGCGUGAGCUCAAGGAACCUGACGAAAAGCGAGGAGGUCUCCAAUGAGAUCAGUGCAGUGUUGAAGUUGGACAACACAGUAGUUGGACAGACGAGCUGGAGGCCGGUCAGCAACCAGGCGUGGGACCAGAAGUUUACAUUGGAACUGGACCGGUCUCGCGAGCUGGAGAUCUCCGUGUACUGGCGGGACUGGCGUUCGCUCUGUGCCGUCAAGUUCCUGCGGCUGGAGGACUUCCUGGACAACCAGCGUCAUGGAAUGUGUCUGUACCUGGAGCCACAGGGGAUGUUGUUUGCUGAGGUAACAUUUUUCAACCCUGUCAUUGAGAGACGACCAAAGUUGCAAAGACAAAAGAAGAUUUUCUCAAAACAACAAGGUAAGACUUUCCUGCGAGCCCCUCAGAUGAACAUUAACAUCGCUACCUGGGGCCGUCUGGUAAGAAGAGCCAUACCGACCGUCAGCACCAACUCCUUCAGCCCGCAGGCAGCGGAGACUGGGCCCAGCAGCCUACCGGGUUCCCCCACACCCAACAGUGACCCUCUAGUGACCAAGUUGGACUUUGACAAAGAGCCGACACCAGGACCCAAACACUACCCAGCACCUGAUGACAUCAGAGAACCACUGGUGCAGCAUAAGAUCCCAGACAAGGAGGAAGUACAGGAUGCGCUCGCCUCAUUCGACUUCCUCAACAAGAGAAACAGCAAGGUGCUGAUUCCCGACAUGGAUGGAGUGGUGGAGCAGGAGAUCCAGCAUCCAGACCUGGAGCUCACCGCCAUCCAGAAAGACACAGACAUAAGGGUAGAAGAACAGUUUCACUUCAGCCUCCAAGACUUCAAAUGUGUGGCGGUGCUCGGACGUGGUCACUUCGGAAAAGUGCUGUUAGCAAAAUAUAAAAGCACAGGAGAGAUGUUUGCCAUCAAAGCUCUGAAGAAAGGAGACAUUGUGGCUCGGGAUGAAGUUGACAGUCUGAUGUGCGAGAAGAGGAUUUUUGAAACUGUCAACAGCGUCCGCCACCCGUUCCUGGUCAACCUGUUUGCGUGUUUCCAGACGCAGGAGCACGUUUGUUUUGUGAUGGAGUACGCGGCGGGAGGCGACCUGAUGAUGCACAUCCACGCGGAUGUUUUCUCUGAGCCCAGGGCCGUAUUUUAUGCAGCUUGCGUUGUGUUGGGAUUACAGUUUUUACAUGAACAUAAGAUUGUGUACAGAGAUUUGAAGCUGGAUAACCUGCUCCUGGAUACAGAGGGAUACGUAAAGAUUGCUGACUUUGGGCUUUGCAAAGAAGGAAUGGGUUUCAGGGACCGCACCAGCACGUUUUGUGGCACGCCGGAGUUUUUAGCUCCCGAGGUUUUAACCGAGACGUCGUACACUCGCGCUGUGGACUGGUGGGGGCUGGGUGUCCUCAUCUUUGAGAUGCUGGUUGGAGAGUCGCCCUUCCCAGGUGACGAUGAGGAGGAGGUGUUUGACAGCAUUGUCAACGAUGAAGUCCGCUACCCACGGUUCCUCUCCACAGAGGCCAUCUCCAUCAUGAGGAGGCUUUUAAGGAGAAGCCCAGAAAGACGUCUGGGAGCAGGAGAAAAGGACGCAGAGGAGGUUAAGAAACAUCUAUUCUUCAGGAACAUGGAUUGGAGCGGACUGCUGGCCAAGAAGGUGAAGCCGCCGUUCGUCCCGACGAUCCAGGGCGCCAACGACGUCAGCAACUUCGACGACGAAUUUACCUCAGAGGCUCCGAUCUUAACCCCACCCAGAGAACCUCGAGUGCUGAGCUCCGGGGAGCAGAACAUGUUCUCUGACUUCGAUUACAUCGCUGACUGGUGUUAGCUUCACCCGAACCCCCCUCCAAACACACACCCACACAACACACACUGUGAACCAAGAGACGGAGCGAAGACUGUAGCUCAGAUCGUUUUUUUUUUUUUUAAACUGCCCAAAAUGUUGAGGAGGAGCAGAACGAGCGCGGCUCCCCGAGCCUUCGGGCAAAACUCUGUGCCAUUGAGAAGAAAGUCCAGACGCCUCCUGAGGAACCCCACUUUCCUUUUUAAUCCACAUGAAGAAUUUUUUUUUUUUUUUUUUAAAGAAAAAAAUAAAACUGAAAUUGUGUUGGAGAGUGAAGGAGGGUCGUGCUCCUGUAAAGACUCUCAUCAUCGUCGUCAUCGUGUCCGUUGUCUGACCACUGAGAAUGUUUUUCAUAUGAACUCUGAGAAGACGGCAACGUCACAAUCAUGUUAUUCAGUGUCGCUGUCUUCAGUUUUUUUUUUUUUUUUUGAUCUGUACAGAUUAUAUUCAGUCGUAUAUUUUAUUGUGUUUCGGUUUCUUUCAAGCCCUCGCCACAGCUCACGUUUCUCUCACUGUUGAGUCCUGCAACCAUCACAUCUGAAACUGAUGUUAGUCACUGAAUGGUCAGCUAUAGCAAAUACUCUUGACUACUACUGCUGCUUCUAGACUUGAAAACCCAGUGAGUCUUCACACUACCCUUCCUUUCGGGUCCUCGUCUGCGUCCCACCUCAACACGUGUUCCUGUUUCUUUGUUCACCUGAAGUUUCAGUGUCUGUGUGUGAGACCUCAGAUUUUAACACUAAACGGCAGAACAUCAAAUACUACACGCCACCGAAGCAGCUGAACGAAUUAGCAGGUAUUUGGAAAGGAGUUAAGUGUGGGGGGAGAAAAAAAAAGCCUUUUGGCCAAAAAAAUAUUACAAAACAUGGACUGUGUUGUGUGUGCCGCCCUCUAGUGGCAGGUUGGUUUAGUGUCGAUGUUCAGCUGAACUUACUUUUUCUGUUGGCUCUGUUCAGGUGGAUUAUUUUUUCCAUUCCUUUCUGAACUGGUUGUGUUGAACCUGACUUUUUUUUUGUUGUUGUUACCUCAGUGAAAGUAGAAACACUAAAGUGACUCGCACAGUUACAGCUACCAAAACCAAAUUUGUCCUGUCCUUCUUGAAGCAGCAGAGGAUCUUUAAAGGUUUAAAAAAAAAAAAUGGACUGAAAGCAAAUCCAGCGACAAAUUAAGCAAACAUGGGUUGUGCAUAAAAGUGUUUUUUUUUUUUUAUUAUUAUUAUUUCGAUGUGGAGGGACACACUAUUUUAGGUCUUUGUCAAAUUGAAUUGCUUCCCACAUUGUUGUGACUCCCCGUUUGUAGCUGGUGCAUUGAUCAGUUUGCAUGUCCCACAUGAACUAACUCAGAUGUCGCAGACCUGUCGAGAUGAAUCACUACAGGGGAGGGCAGGGUAUAUUAUAUAUACAUACUGUAUGUACACAAUUAAGCUGAAAGCACUAAUUUUAUCAAUAGUUUUUAAUUAUGUACGUUUCUUAAUGAUGAAAAUAGAUUGUACAAAGUUUUUUUUUUUUUAUUCCUUGCUUGUGCAUGUUGUUGCCAGAACAUAUGGCACUUUAUGGAUGGUACACCAAUUACUCAACCCUCACAGCUGUUCAUCCCGGUGUAAAAAAUAACAAAACAAAGGCAUUUUUGCAGUCAUUGUUUGUUGAAUGCACAAAUUAAACAUUUGUAAUAGUG